GCUCAAGUAGAUUUCCCUUUGGCCCACCGCGUCUCAUUGGUUAGCACGAGGGACUGAUUUGCAUGUGGUGGGAGUGUCCUGAGCCAGCGCUCUGGGAUGAAUGACUUGUUCAAGUCAGAUAGAAAUAAGGCAUUGCACUUAGCAGAGGUCUGCACAGCUCAACGCUGAAAAUGCCUGGGUUACUUAAGCUGCCACUCUUCCUGCUAUAAGUGGAAAGUGUUGGAAUAGGACAUAAACAUGUUCAAGAGCAGACACCUCAGCCUUAGCAAAAGAGGAAGAAUAUGGGGAUUGUGCAUCCUCCUGCUUUACACCGCCCCCCUUUCCUGUUUUGCGAAUUUCAGUCAAGCAAAAGAGCUCAUCUAUAAGAUAAAGGAGGGAUUACCAAGGGGGACCUUCAUAGGAGCCAUUGGAGUAGACUUAAAUUUGGAUUUCACUGUUGAGCCCCCCUUUUUAUUCAAUCUCCCGCAAAAGAAGGUCAGCAAGCAGUACGUGAACCUAAAUAAUACCACCGGAGAGCUUUACACAUCUGCCACAGAGAUUGACAGGGAGACCCUCUGCGCUGAUAACCUGCCCGGACAGGGAUGUGUCCUCUCUCUGGACGUGUUUGUGUUGCCUCAGCAGUACUUCCAGCUCGUCAAGGUUAAGAUCUUAAUUGAGGAUGUGAACGACAACAGGCCCAAGUUCCCCACGGAUGAGAUCUGUAUGUCUGUCCCGGAAAACACACCAAUCAAUGCUCGUUAUGCUGUGGAGCAGUCUGCGGUUGAUCCAGACCUGGGCCCUCACGGAGUGCAGACCUACUGGCUGGUUAAUGACUUUGGCGUGUUCACGCUGGACGUCGAGGAGAACGAGGGAGGUGAGCUGACGCCCUUCCUCAUCGUGACAGAUUCUCUGGACAGAGAGACCCAGGCUGAAUACGUUACAGAUAUUAUUGCGGAGGACGGAGGGACCCCUCCUCUGCUCGGCGCGGCCACUUUAAAAAUCGUCAUCACAGAUGUGAACGACAACUGCCCGCAAUUCAGAGAGUCACAAAUUAAUGUCACUCUGCAUGGGAAUACCACCAAAGGUGCUCAUUUGGCACGUCUGCAUGCUUUUGACCCUGACCUUGGUGCUAAUGCUCAGAUCAGCUAUGCUUACAGUGAACGUGUGCCAAGGGACACCAGGAGCCUGUUCCAUUUGGACAAAAUCACAGGGGUGAUCAAGCUAGCGGGGAAAAUAGACACUGGCACGGCCGCAUUUUACAAACUCACUGUGCUGGCCAACGGACCUGGUUGUAUCCCCGCCGUUGCCACUGUUACCGUCCACAUCAUCAAGGUCGUUACUGGGCCACCUGCUGUCAUACCCCGCUACAUAGCAUCGGAAAAGGAUGGGGUGGUGUCGAUAAAGGAGUCUGAGCCAGCUUUUUCUCCAAUCGCUUUUUUUACUGUCAAAAACGUCGACAUGAACCAAAGGGUGGACUGUCACUUGGAAGGGUCUGGUCCCUUCAGGCUUGGCCCCUACCAGCUGUUCAAAAACGAAUACCUGCUGGAGACGACGGAGCCCCUGGACUUUGAAAAGACGCGGGAGUACGAGCUCAUCGUGGUUGCCACGAAUGCAAGGGGACUCGUCAUCAAGACCUUUCUCAAGGUGCAGAUUUUGGAUGAGAACGAUAACGCGCCCGUGUUCCAGCAGUCACUGGUGGAAAUAACAGUUGAGGAAAACAAUCCGCCAAACACCUUCCUAACCCAGCUCCAAGCCUCAGACCAGGACAGCGGGAGCCGAGGGGAAGUCGCCUUCCUUCUCGGAGGCGACGCCCCCGGGAUCUUCGUCGUGGACCGUGUCACGGGCGUCCUGACCGUGUCUGCGUCGCUGGAUCGCGAGGAGAAGGAGACGUACCGGUUCAUAGUGAGAGCGGUGGACCAGGGGACGCCCAGGAGGGAGUCCAUAGCGACGGUGGUGGUGACCGUGCAGGACCGCAAUGACAACAGCCCGCGCUUCAUCAAUAAGGACUUCACUUUCUUUGUCCCUGAGAACUUCCCAGGUUACGGUGAGAUUGGCGUCCUGUCUGUGACAGACGCCGAUUCUGGGGAAAACGGCUGGGUGGCGCUCUCGAUCCUCAAUGGCAGCGACAUCUUUAUGAUAGACACAGGGAAGGGGGCGCUGAGGGCCAAGACGCCGCUGGACCGCGAGCAGCAAGGGACGUACCAGCUGUGGAUCGAGGCCGUCGACGGUGGGGAGCCCGCGCUCUCUUCGGUGACCAUGGUCACUGUGCUGUUGUUGGAUGUAAACGACAACCCGCCGAUUGUCCUCUUCCCCCAGUCUAAUCAGUCGUACAUGCUAGUGCUACCCAACACUGUCCCGGGGACGUCGAUCACAGAGGUGUACGCUGUGGAUAAAGAUACGGGCAUGAAUGCCGUUAUCGCCUAUAGUAUAAUUAAAAGGAAAGGUGGUGAGCCGGGGUCAUUUGCCAUUGAUCCAGAAACAGGAAAUAUCACAUUAAAGAGGGAGCUAAGCAACCGGGGCCUCUACAGCCUUCUGGUGAAGGUCAGUGAUCACGGUCAGCCCGAGCCGCUUUACUCAACAGUCAUGGUUAACUUCUUUGUCAACGAGACCGUGAGUAACGAGAGCUACAUUCAAAGCCUGCUAACCAGAGAGGCUGACAUAGAAGUAGAGGAGAAGCCCUGGUACGUCGGCCAGAUGACAGAAGGCCCUGAGAGGUACGAGCUGUUCCCCUGUCGGCCCGUCCUCAUCGCUCUGUCAGUGACCUGUCUGGGGCUGUUCUCCCUGGUCGUCACGCUGACAUCUUACAUUUGCUGUAAGAGGCUUAAAAAGAACAGGAAGAAAAGGUCGGAAGUGGAAAUACCUUUAAAAAUGAAAAACGACUCCAUACAGGUUGCGAACAGAAAGCUCAGGCAGAUAUCAAACAUCUGACAUUCGGCUGUCCGCACGUCCAAAAAACAACCACUGUUUACACGACUGUUUACAAAACUCACUGUGAGACGUUAAUAGAUCUUACAUGGAGCUCCUCCUCGUGCUUUUGUCAUAAUGACUGCUAUUGCUGCAACGUUCUUGUAUCGUCAUAGGACCUAUAAGAGUUUCUGCGACCGUGAAGGGCACACAGACUCACGCUCUAGUCUCCAGCGACACGUCGUCCGAACACGACGCGUCAGCUGGCGUCGACAUAACAACAGCAUCAUUACAAAGCCAUAAGUGCAACUCAACGAUGGUUACUGAAGUCCUAUGUAAAUACUGUAAAAAAAAAAAAAGAAAGAUAAGAGGUUUUACAACUUUAUAUGAAACGUUUUCAUCAUAAAAUGCUCCUUGGAUCUAUAAUGGUUUAGAAAAAAUCCUUUUACACCACCUGAUGCAAAUGAUAUGAAGGUUAUGGAAAUCUAAAUAUAUUUAUUUUUUUAAAUCAGAUGUCGAGCUAUAUUCAUAACGCAUAAAAUAUUUCUAGACUGACUGAUACAGAAAAGGCUGAUAACACUAUGCACAAAAAGACCAAAAAGACGACUGUUUUUUUUCUGAGCUUUCAUUCGUGUCUGUCUGUCUGUCUGCUUUAGCUCAUCUUUAAUGGACUGAUGAUGUGCUUACAGCAUGUACGGUAGAAUGAUAAGUGGCUGAGGUUGGAAGAUCCAGAAAGAAAAAAAAAAAAAGAAAGAAAACAAGUUGGUGGACUAUUUUAUGUCAAAAUCCUGUCUGAGAGCCAUCUGAGUAACUAACAGAAGUUACCGGUUAUAUGUAUAAAACCUUUAAAAACAAACAAACAAACAAAAAAACGCCAUUUCAACACAGCAAAGAGUCUUUAUCUUCAUCACGCUGAGCAACUUGUGUCCAAACUUCUCUGUCAUGCAAACUGCUUCAUCCUUUAUAGAAUCGUGCGAUUUCUCAAUGUGUCUGUGAAAACAUGCAAGUGUUUGUGAAAGAAACUCAAAGUAACUAUUAAAGAAUCUUUAUUUUUAUAAUA
This is a messenger RNA of Mugil cephalus (flathead mullet), 3943 nucleotides long. RefSeq names its product protocadherin-20 (gene pcdh20). Gene Ontology annotation, molecular function: calcium ion binding. The coding region runs from base 238 to 2907 and encodes 889 amino acids. The record is from RefSeq and is a predicted model, not a curated record. The transcript is spliced from 2 exons. Gene Ontology annotation, cellular component: plasma membrane. Gene Ontology annotation, biological process: homophilic cell-cell adhesion. Lineage: Eukaryota; Metazoa; Chordata; Actinopteri; Mugiliformes; Mugilidae.